AAAAAUUUCUGCUUACUAAAUGGGCUUUUCUCUUCCUGGUGUAACUCAGGUGUAAUGUCUUUGCUGAGACCUCUUUUGCUGGAUGUCGUCCCAACUAUUCAACAGACUGCUGCUUUGGCUCUUGGGAGACUUGCCAAUUAUAACGAUGACCUGGCAGAGGCAAUCGUGAAGGGAGACAUUCUUCCACAGCUCCUGUGUUCAUUGUCUGAGCAGAAUCGUUUCUACAAGAAAGCAGCUGCAUUUGUGCUAAGAGCAGUUGGUAAACAUUCUCCGCAGCUAGCUCAGGCAAUAGUUCAGUGUGGAGCACUGGAAAUGCUUGUGAUUUGCUUGGAAGAUUUUGACCCUGGAGUCAAAGAAGCUGCAUCUUGGGCACUUGGGUAUAUUGCCCGACACAAUUCAGAACUGUCACAAGCUGUGGUGGAUGCAGGAGCUGUUCCUCUUUUAGUGCUCUGUAUCCAGGAGCCAGAAAUUGCUUUGAAAAGGAUUGCUUCUUCAACUCUCAGUGAUAUUUCAAAGCAUUCUCCAGAGUUAGCACAGACAGUAGUGGAUGCAGGAGCUAUCGCUCACUUAGCUCAGAUGAUCCUGAACCCUGAUGCUAAACUGAAGCGUCAGGUGCUGUCAGCUCUAAGCCAAAUAGCAAAGCAUUCAGUGGAUCUUGCAGAGUUGGUGGUUGAAGCAGAAAUUUUCCCAGUUGUGCUCACAUGCCUGAAGGACUCAGAUGAAUAUGUCAAGAAAAAUGGUGCAACUUUAAUUAGAGAGAUAGCAAAGCAUACGCCUGAGCUUUCACAGCUUAUAGUAAAUGCAGGUGGAGUUGCUGCUGUGAUUGAUUGUAUUCGCAGCUGCAGAGGGACUGUCAGACUGCCUGGCAUCAUGAUGCUUGGUUAUGUAGCAGCUCAUUCGGAGAACCUGUCAAUGGCAGUGAUUGUUUCCAAGGGAAUACCACCACUGUGUGCCUGCUUGGUAGAAGAACGUGAAGAUCAUCUUAAGGCAGCAGCUGCUUGGGCCUUGGGACAGGUUGGAAGACAUACUCCUGAGCAUGCACGUGCCAUUGCAGUAGCAAAUGUGCUUCCCACACUGCUUAAAAUGUAUAUGGACACAUACAGUUCAGAAGAUCUUCAAGUGAAAACUAAAAAAGCCUUAAAGAACAUCCUUCAGAAAUGCACAUAUCUUCCAGCACUUGAACCUUUGCUGCAUGAAGCCCCUCCCAAUAUUCUGAAACAUAUUGUUGGGCAGUUUAGUAAGGUGUUACCUCAUGACAGUAAAGCACGUCGUCUCUUUGUAACAACUGGUGGGCUUAAAAAGGUUCAAGAAAUAAAAGCAGAACCUGGGUCACUUCUUCAGGAGUAUAUCAACACUAUUAACAAUUGCUACCCAGAGGAAGUAGUAAGGUAUUAUUCCCCUGGAUAUUCUGAGAUACUUCUGGAAAGGGUGGAAAAUUACCAUCCAGUUUUUUAAACUUCAAAUUUUUAUUAGAGCUGUAUUUCACAUUUAUGUGUUUGUGACUGUAAUACAAAUACAGCUGUUGAAACUCUUGUUUGAUUCUGAAAUCUCCUUCUACUGUUUCAAUGACUGGAAGAGCUCAGCAAUUCCAGUAAGCUGUAUUUUGUUCUUUAUAAACUUGUUUGUUGCAAAGUUUU
This is a messenger RNA of Mesitornis unicolor (brown roatelo), 1637 nucleotides long. It is a transcript of the gene SPAG6, whose product is annotated as sperm associated antigen 6. The record is from RefSeq and is a predicted model, not a curated record. Gene Ontology annotation, molecular function: microtubule binding. Gene Ontology annotation, cellular component: microtubule cytoskeleton; acrosomal vesicle; sperm principal piece. Gene Ontology annotation, biological process: neuron projection extension; filopodium assembly; sperm axoneme assembly. The annotation marks the transcript as partial. NCBI's taxonomy places the organism in Eukaryota, Metazoa, Chordata, Aves, Mesitornithiformes, Mesitornithidae. The transcript is spliced from 9 exons.